This is a messenger RNA of Vanrija pseudolonga, 1422 nucleotides long. RefSeq lists its product as uncharacterized. The transcript is spliced from 2 exons. The record is from RefSeq and is a predicted model, not a curated record. NCBI's taxonomy places the organism in Eukaryota, Fungi, Basidiomycota, Tremellomycetes, Trichosporonales, Trichosporonaceae. Bases 1 to 1422 code for a protein of 473 amino acids.
AUGGCCAACUCCACGGCCUCAGCCACGACCGCACGCUGGGCAUCCCUCGCUCCGAGCCGAGUCGACCUGCUCGCGCCGCAAGGGCCAGUUGACGCGCCAGCAGCAGCAGUCACCUCCGGGCUCGUCAUCACGCGUGCUUCCAGGAGCGCUUUGCACGUGUACGACCUCCGCGCCGGGCGGGAAUGGAACGUCGACACGGGCGUCAACGCCCGCGCAUUCACCGCGAGUCGUGAGCACGACCUACUUGCUGUGCUCGAGGUGAGUGUGGACGGCGCGGAUUUGAAGCUGCGCGUCCACCUCCUCAAGCUCGACGGGGGGCCGCGUCCCGAAGCGGCCCUCGAAGCCCGCGUGCCGCUGCCCAAGGGAGAUGACGAGGAGGGGGACACAGUGUACUCCGACAGCUCUGACGACGACGAGGAUGUCAAGGCAGACAACGCCCACGCCGCGGCUCUGGCCGCGGCCAGCGCCGCCGAUGGCCUCGAGUUCAGCCUCCAUCUUGCCGCCGACGCCAUCCAAGCGCACAUCACGCGCUCGAACGGGGAAGUCGGCGUCGCAUCGCCGCUGUGGGACUGGCGUACCGGCGUGCUUAUCACACCAGCGGUCCCAGUAGGCGGCUUCGACCCCGAGGGCGUGUGGCGCGCGACGCCUGCAGCGGUGCAGCCGCUCUCCCCGUCCUCCUUCCUGGCAUCCUUCCAGCCGACUCACGAUGGCACGGUUGACGGGUACCAGGAGACGCGCGACGGCGCCGAGCUCGUCAUUGACGCAGUCGCCGUCGUCACGGCCGGUGCUCCACCACCCCCACGAUCGAUGCAGUGGCUCACCUACCCCGACGCCGUCGUCACCAGACAGCUCCAGGUGACCUACUUUGAUGACCAGCCCGAGUUCCGUCUCGAGCCACACGUGGACGGCGACCUGCUCGUGCUCGAGGGCAACAUGGGCGUGACGCACCACCUCGCCGUGGUGCGGCUGUCCUCGAUCCCCGAGCGUAAGGAGGGUGGCCCCGCAACGCUGGAUGACGUCGAGGUCGCCUGGGUCGCGCUCCCUGGCAGCGACGGACGUGCGGCGGUGCACGGGACGAGGGUGGUCGUGUGCUGCUACGACCUGUACAAGGGGCACACGAUCUACGUUGGGGACUACGGCCCGGACGCAGUGGAUGCGGCGACCGUCAUGCCGUCCACACCGACCCCCCCACCCCUCCUCCCCCAGUUCAAACUCGCCUCCCCGACACCCGGCCUCGUCGCCCUCCCCGACAACGGUGACGACCUCCGCCGCUACCCGCCCCGCUACACCCUCCCAUCCAAGUGGAUCCACUCGGCCAUCGACUGGGGCACCAAAGACGACGUCGACGUCGAGUGGGUCAAGGCCGACGACCAGGCCAUCUACUUAGGAACGACCCUCGGCAUCGUCGUCCUGUCCUUCUAA